UAAAAUAAAAAUGGUGUUUCCUGGUCGUUUUGAAAAGGUCGGUUCGAUAAUCGAUACUACCGCAGCUCCUACAAGGUUUAUGGAGGGUUUUAACCUGGUCUUCCGUCCAAACCCUCUUGUGUUCUUCAAUCAAUUCAUGUAUACAAUAAAUUACUUCCCCAAUUACUAACAAUCCACUCGUUCUUUCAUCUAUUUUCUUACAAAAAUCAUCUCCAAGUUACAGUUUGAUGUUCAGCACUCAAUCCCAAACUCUAUUGGGUUUAUCACUUGAUCAAUCCCACUUUCCCCAAAUUACUUCCAAACCCACAACAGUUUUCCGGUUAGAUUCAUCGAAGCAACCAAAAAUUAUGUUUCGAAACAUCUCUCGACGACUCUCUUCAAGAAUCCCACCAACUUCUUCCCUAAAUUCGCACUCAUUUCGUUGCAAGUUUAGUAGUUUUUGGGGGUAUUCCGGAAACGCAGUUCGUUCCGAGAAAUUAGCGUUUAAACCUAUGGAUUUCGAUUGUUCUUCGUCAAUUAAAUCACACCCAGAAAGAAAUCUAUUCGAAAUAGGUCAAAUUUUGACUACAGACGGAGGUAUUGGGAGGGGAAAUCGUAUUGGUUUCAGUUUCAAUUUCAACGAGUUGUGUGCAAAAGGAUAUGCUAGUAUGGCGGAAGCUGUUGCUUCUUCAUCCACGGAUGCAGAUGAGGACGUUAAUGGCGGUGAUGAGGUUCAAAAAUUGCUGACUGAAAUGUGGAAACAAGAAAGAAGACAAGCUACUAGGGGUUGGUGGCGGCAAAAGAGGGCAAAAACCGGCAGCAGUUGGAAUUAUCUGAAACUUAAACGACGGCAAGUGAAGAUUGAAACAGAGGCAUGGGAACAAGCUGCUAAUGAGUACAAGGAGCUUUUGAGUGAUAUGUGUGAAAAGAAUUUAGCACCAAAUUUGCCAUAUAUGAAGUCAUUGUUUCUUGGGUGGUUUGAGCCAUUGUGUAAAAGGAUUGGUGAAGAUCAAGAAUUGUGUAGAAAAGGGAAGCAUAAGGCCGCAUAUGCACCUUAUUUUGAUUUGCUUCCAGCUGAUAAGAUGGCUGUAAUCACAAUGCAUAAGAUGAUGGGAUUAAUAAUGACAGGUGGGGAGAAUGGUUGUGCUAGAGUUGUAUCAGCUUCGUGCAGUGUGGGUGAAGCGAUUGAACAGGAGAUUAGGAUACACAAAUUCUUGGAGAAAACAAAGACAAAAAAAGCCGCUAAAGAUGCAAAAACCGAAGAAAAAGUUCCCGACAUUGAUAUCAAGGAACAAGAGGGAUUACAUAAGAAAGUUACCAACUUGAUGAAAAAACAAAAGUUGCAGGUUGUAAGCCGCAUUGUGAAGGAUCACGAUGAUUCAAAACCAUGGACGCAAGCUGUUAAAGCUCAGGUGGGAAGUCGUCUGAUUGAAUUGCUUUUGCAGUCCGCUUAUAUACAGCCUCCAGCUGAUCAAUCGGGUGAUAUGCCACCUGAUAUUCGACCUGCGUUUGUGCACACAUCUAGAACUUCCGUGAAAGGACAAAGGACCGGAAGAAGAUAUGGUGUUAUUGAAUGCGAUCCAUCAGUGCGCAAAGGGCUAGAGAGAUCUUGCAGGCACGUGGUUAUCCCUUAUAUGCCAAUGUUGAUACCUCCCGUCAAGUGGGCAGGUUAUGACAAAGGAGCUUACCUUUUCUUACCGUCCUCUAUCAUGCGCAUUCAUGGAGCGAAGCAACAACGUGAAGUGCUUAAGAGGACCCCGAAGGAGAAUCUGCAGCCGGUUUUUGAAGCCUUGGACACCCUUGGAAUUACUAAAUGGAGGGUGAAUAAAAGGGUACUAGCAGUGGUUGACAGAAUAUGGUCCGACGGUGGCUGCCUUGCUGGUUUGGUUGACCGCCAUGAUAUUCCUUUGCCGGAGGAACCAGAUACAGAAGAUGAAGAACAACUGAAAAAGUGGAAAUGGAAGGUUAAAAAGGUGAAGAAGGAGAACAAAGAGCGACAUUCCCAACGCUGUGACAUUGAGCUCAAACUAACUGUGGCGCGAAAGAUGAGAGAUGAAGCCGGGUUUUUCUACCCACACAACCUAGAUUUCCGAGGCCGUGCGUACCCAAUGCAUCCAUACUUGAACCAUCUUGGCUCGGAUCUUUGCAGGGGUAUAUUGGAGUUUGCAGAGGGACGACCUAUCGGGAGUUCAGGCCUUCAAUGGCUGAAGAUACAUUUGGCGAAUCUAUUUGCUGGUGGUGUCGACAAAUUACCUCUUGACGGUAGAAUAGCGUUCACUGAAAGUCACUUGCAUGAUAUAUUCGAUUCUGCUGACCGACCACUUGAUGGUGAUCGCUGGUGGUUGAAUGCUGAAGAUCCGUUUCAGUGUUUGGCUGUUUGUAUUCAUCUUGCUGAAGCUUUGAGAAACCCGUCUCCGGAAACUACUAUUUCUCAUAUUCCUGUGCACCAGGAUGGUUCGUGCAAUGGUUUACAACACUAUGCUGCCCUUGGCAGAGACAAACUAGGUGCAUCGGCUGUCAAUUUGGUCAAAGGAGAACGACCUGCUGAUGUGUACUCGGGAAUUGCUGCAAGAGUUCUUGAUAUCGUCAAGCGAGAUGCACAAUUGGAUCCUGCUUCAUAUCCAGACGCGAAGCAUGCACGGCUUUUGAUCAAUCAGGUGGACAGGAAGCUGGUGAAGCAAACGGUAAUGACGUCAGUUUAUGGCGUCACUUACAUCGGUGCUCGAGAUCAGAUAAAGAAGAGGUUGCAGGAACGUAGUAAUAUUGCCGAUGAUGCCGAGCUUUUUGGUGCAGCUUGUUAUGCUGCAAAAAUCACUUUAGCUGCAUUAGGGGAAAUGUUUGAAGGUGCACGUAAUAUCAUGAACUGGCUCGGAGACUGUGCAAAGUUAAUUGCCUCAGAGAAUGAGCCAGUGCGGUGGACUACUCCACUCGGUCUUCCCGUUGUACAACCUUAUCGCAUGUAUGGAAGACAUCUUGUUUCGACUUCUCUCCAAGUACUAACCCUGCAGCGUGAAACUGAAAAGGUGAUGGUAAGGCGACAAAAAACAGCUUUUCCGCCAAAUUUUGUUCACUCGCUCGAUGGUUCACAUAUGAUGAUGACGGCAAUCGCUUGUAAACGGGCGGGCUUGAAUUUUGCAGGUGUCCAUGAUUCGUAUUGGACGCACGCUUGCAAUGUGGACGAAAUGAACAAAAUUUUGAGGGAGAAGUUUGUUGAACUUUAUCAAACGCCAAUAUUGGAAAACUUGUUGGAAAGCUUUCAAAAGUCGUUCCCGACGUUAUCCUUCCCGGCCUUGCCAGAUAGGGGAGAGUUUGAUCUUUCAGAUGUUCUACAAUCGUCUUAUUUUUUCAACUGAAAAGAUACCGAAAGCCGCUCCAGAAUAUAUCCGUCAUUCUUUCAUUUGUGGGCCAUUUUGUUGGUUGAGAACCUCCACGAGACUAUUUUACGAUUGCUAGAAAGAACAAAUGUGAACCCAUGAAGCCGGGUUCAGCAUAUAUCGAGCAUUACGGUUGUUUUCGGAGGUGCACACGUGGCUAAAGCUAUUUUUAACAUUGCUCGAUUUGUAUAUAUAUUCUGUGUCCAUUGAUGUAUAGUUUCGGAAGUAGACAUAAACUCAUGAAAGUAUGUAAAAGACUGUUUCAUGUCCCUGCUGAUCCGUCCUAGCGUCAGAGGUGUAGGUGUAAUCCAUAUUUGUGAGGUACUGGGUUCAAGCCCGGACCCUGCUGAUUUUUGUCCUAGCGGUAGAGGUGUAGGUGUAAUCUGUAUGUGUGAGGUACUGGGCUCAAACCCGGGCCCCGUCCCUCUGCCAAUGGGGUGGAUAUAUGAAUUACCUCCAUGAUGACUGGGGGACCGGUACAGCAGAGACGUUCUACCAGGUGGCAAAUACUUUAUUAAAAUUUGAACUCAUUGUAGCAAUGUGGCGUCUGCUGGUUAUAAGAAAUUAAGAAUCCAUUAGUUAAAA
This is a messenger RNA of Cynara cardunculus var. scolymus (artichoke), 3938 nucleotides long. Its product is annotated as DNA-directed RNA polymerase 2B, chloroplastic/mitochondrial-like. Gene Ontology annotation, biological process: mitochondrial transcription. Lineage: Eukaryota; Viridiplantae; Streptophyta; Magnoliopsida; Asterales; Asteraceae. The transcript has 19 exons. The record is from RefSeq and is a predicted model, not a curated record. The coding region runs from base 228 to 3332 and encodes 1034 amino acids. Gene Ontology annotation, cellular component: mitochondrial DNA-directed RNA polymerase complex. Gene Ontology annotation, molecular function: DNA-directed RNA polymerase activity; DNA binding.